AUGAAUCAGGGAGCAUCGCCACAGCUCCAUCCUUUCUACCAUACUUCCUUUCCAAAAAACCUGCUCGUUAGGUGCAUUUACCCUCUAAGAAGGAGGACAUGUCAAUUUGGGUAUCUUCUCUCCCAACAACGUUUGCCUGGAUGUUAUUUACUGUUUACGGGCCGAACAGUUCUAUCACUCACGAUUUUCAUAGGAUUUCUAUGCAUUACGUUAGGAUGUAUUCUUCAAAGUGCCAACUCGGAUGUGUUGUUCCGCAGGAUUGAAUAUGGAAACUGCUCAAAAUCUAAAUGUGAAGUAGAUUUCGAAUUGGACCAACCAUGGAAGGGAACGGUAUAUUUCUAUUAUCGACUUCGUCAUUUCUAUAAAACACAUCGUCGAAUUCAAAGAAAUGUUUGUCGUGAGCAGCUUAUUGGUCUACAUCCAAAAUAUUGCAAAUAUAGUAUGCACGUCAGUAGUUCUCUCUAUAGCACAAAAAUGGGGAAUAAGACAUUAUUUUAUGCACCAAUGGGAGCAAAUGCAGCAGGAAUGUUUGACGACAUUUUCACACUAAUAUACCUGAACACUGAAGAAAUAGUCCCCUUUACAACUGAAGGGAUUACCUCAAAAGAAGAGGAACUCUACUAUUCGUACUAUGCUGAACUCGCUCCGAAUCAAUCAUGGUGUGAUCAUGAAAUCGGAUACUGUAAAACCAAAGAAAUGGAAGAAACACAUAUCUUCAAGAAACUGCAUAGAACUCUUAGAAAUAUAGGAACAUUUCGUCAAGGAUUACCUGCUGGAUCGUAUCGUCUUAUAAUAGAAAAUAAUUAUGACAUCUCAUACCAUCCACUAGCCGGAAAAGCGUUCGAAAUUUUGCGACCUUCAUGGGGUGAUCUACGUUAUUGUCGGAGUAGCGAUGACGGCUACGCAUCUGAUGAGAUCCUCAUAGACCUCCACGAUAGAGCAGCAGUUUGUUUGCCCAUGUUUUGCUAUAGAUCCUACCUUGUGAAAUGUUUCCAGAACAAAGAACUUUGUUGA
Necator americanus (New World hookworm) is the source of this 1014-nucleotide messenger RNA. RefSeq lists its product as uncharacterized. The record is from RefSeq and is a predicted model, not a curated record. The transcript has 10 exons. Gene Ontology annotation, cellular component: plasma membrane; endoplasmic reticulum; Golgi apparatus. Lineage: Eukaryota; Metazoa; Nematoda; Chromadorea; Rhabditida; Ancylostomatidae. Bases 1 to 1014 code for a protein of 337 amino acids.